Molecule: messenger RNA, 2840 nt
Organism: Nanorana parkeri
Lineage: Eukaryota; Metazoa; Chordata; Amphibia; Anura; Dicroglossidae
Gene: CHPF
Product: chondroitin polymerizing factor
Exons: 4
Coding region: 37-2334 (765 amino acids)
Cellular component (GO): Golgi cisterna membrane
Molecular function (GO): glucuronosyl-N-acetylgalactosaminyl-proteoglycan 4-beta-N-acetylgalactosaminyltransferase activity
Source: RefSeq, a predicted model, not a curated record
GGGUGCUGGUUGGAGCCUCCUAAUCUCUUGGCGGCUAUGAGACUGUCCAUGCUUCUGUCCUUGCUGCGGCCCGCGGGCCCCGUGGUGGUCGGCAUCUCCCUAGGCUUCACGCUCAGCCUGCUAAGCGUCACAUGGGUGGAAGAGCCUUGCGGAAGCGGCCCCCGCUUACCCGGCAGCCCCAAGUCGGCCUCCGACCCCAGGGGUGGAGUGAGCGUGGUCCGGAAGCCCAACUCGGUCCCCGCCAACAUGGACAACGAGAGCUUUGAGCCGAAGAUCAUUCCGUACACUCCGCCAGACCCCCAGAAGGUUCAGAAGAAACCCAUCCGAUCUCGUUAUAUAAGCACAGAACUUGGAAUUAGGGAACAGCUGUUUGUUGGGGUCCUGACAUCCAAGACCACCCUGAACACCCUGGCAGUUGCCGUGAAUCGGACACUCGGCCACAGGCUGGAGAAGCUGGUGUACUUCACAGGUAUGCGAGGCCGGAAGCUGCCUCAUGGAAUGACCGUGGUGACCCAUGGGGAUGAUCGGCCCAUCUGGAACAUGUACCAAACUGUGAAGCAUCUUCUGGAUCACUAUGUUCAGGAGUUUGAUUGGUUCUACCUGGUACAGGAUGACACGUACACCGAGGCACACAGGAUCUCCCGGCUGACCGCUCACCUUAGCAUAGACGCUGAUCUGUACAUGGGUAGGCCGGAGGAGUUCAUCGGAGGUGACACCGAGGGUCGAUACUGCUAUGGCGGAUUUGGUUAUUUGCUGUCUCGAAGUCUUCUGAAGAAGGUGCAGCCCCACCUCGAGAGCUGCCGCAACGAUAUCCUGAGCGCCAGGCCUGACGAGUGGCUAGGGCGGUGCAUCAUCGAUUACACCCAUGUCAACUGCGUGGAGGAACACGAGGGGGUACGAUACAGAUACUUUGAAUUGGGAAAGAACGCAGACCCUGAAAAGGAGAGUGACCCCCGCUUCAAGAACGCAUUCACAGCCCACCCCGUCCUGGACCCUGUACAGAUGUACCGUCUCCACAAACACUUUGCUCAGGUGGAGCUGGAGAGGACUUACCUGGAGAUCGAACAGCUGCAGAGGGAGAUACAGAACGCCAGCAGCCUGUCUGUGGCUGGAGACCAGUCUGCCACCUGGCCCCUCGGGAUCAACGCCCCAUUCCAGCCCCGCUCACGUUUCGAGGUCCUGCGCUGGGAUUACUUCACAGAGGACCAGACUUUCUCUUGUAUCGAUGACUCUCCCAAGUGCGAACUGAUCGGAGCCGACCUCGCCGAUGUCACCGACAUCCUCAGCACAGCCGUGGACGAGCUCAACCGCAAAUACCAGCCGGUGCUGCACGUGCGCAAGCAGCAGCUCCUGAAUGGCUACCGCCGAUUCGAUCCGACUCGUGGCAUGGAGUACACGCUGGACCUGCAGCUGGAGCUGGUGACACAGAAGGGCCACAGCCGUUCCAUCACAAAGAGGGUCCACCUAGUACGUCCUCUUAGUGAGGUGGAAAUCAUCCCCAUGCCGUAUGUGACCGAGGCCAGCCGUAUCAACAUCAUCCUACCCCUGACUGCCCAAGACCGAGAACAUGCCGUGGCUUUCCUGAAGGCCUUCACAGACAUCCAGGGCAAUGAAAAUUCCCUGCUCACCCUGUUGUUUAUCUACGACCCAUUCCAAGCCCAGCAGGUCAGCCAGAGCGACAUUUUCAGCCAAGUCAAGAGCCAAAUUGCCGAGUACGAGCGCAAAUACCGUGAUGUAAAAAUCCCAUGGAUCAGCGUGAAGACAGACGCACCUUCCCAAAUCCGACUUAUGGACAUCAUCUCCAAAAAGCACCCUGUGGAUACCCUGUUCUUCCUGGCCGGCGUCGGGAGCCACGUCAGCACAGAGUUCCUCAACCGUUGCCGCAUGAAUACCAUUAACAACUGGCAGGUCUUCUUCCCCAUCCACUUCCAAGGUUACAACCCCGAGGUGUCCGAACACGGGAAGGAGUCUCCCUCGGGCACCCUGGAUCUGGUGCGCGACGCCGGCCGCUUCGACAGGGACGUCUUCGACGAAGCUUGCUUCUACAACGCCGACUACAUGUCCGCGCGUACCAAAAUGGCGGCCGACGCUCAGGAGAACGAGGAGAUCGUGGAGAUGCUCGACAUCUACGAGAUGUUCAUCCGCUACUCGGGGCUCCACGUCUUCCGGGCAGUGGAACCGGCCUUGCUUCAACUUUACCGCACGCGUUCUUGCAACCCGCGCCUGAGCGAGGAAAUUUACCAUCGAUGCGUGCAGAGCAAUUUAGAAGGACUGGGCUCUCGUUCCCAGCUGGCUAUGCUUCUGUUUGAGCAGGAACAAGGCAACAGCACUUGACCAGAGCCUUGAAACUGCCAGCGUCUGGCUCGUUGUGGUUGGGGGGGGUCUUUUUUGGAGACCUUUGACUGACUGCUUUAUACAUACUGGGACACUAAUGUGGGUGCCAGAAACUGAACUUUACUCGCACCCCCAGGCCCCAUUACAGCACCAAGUUUGUGCUUCAUCUUGAAACAAGACUUUAUAAACUUAAACUGUUACCGUUGGACGUGAGGGGACCUCCCCUUUAACAUGGACCUCUGACAGUGUUGUCUUCUGUGCUUGUGCAGCACCCCACUCUGCAAUAACUGCCGAACUGUCAACCCUUCUGUUGAUGUUACUCCUCGCAGGGGGGGAGACUCUCGCCCUCAGGCUCCUCCUUCAUGGAUCCUCAUCCAAAGAACGCUUGAACAAGCAUCGCAAAUGGUCAAUUUUUAUUUUUUCUCAUGAACAUUUUAAUUUAAUCUCUGUGGUCCAUUUGGUUUUACGGGAUAGAUUUUAUUAUCUAGAUGAGAGACAAUAGACUU